Molecule: messenger RNA, 2103 nt
Organism: Aspergillus steynii IBT 23096
Lineage: Eukaryota; Fungi; Ascomycota; Eurotiomycetes; Eurotiales; Aspergillaceae
Exons: 9
Coding region: 1-2103 (700 amino acids)
Molecular function (GO): zinc ion binding
Source: RefSeq, a predicted model, not a curated record
AUGACCCCAACCCUCUCUCCUAUCACCCCAGGCAGUAUGAGCAGCUCCAACCCCAGCGUGGGCCAGAGACCCCUCUCCAAGGCAGAAAGUGCCAAUCCACGAGAGUUCCAGAUAAACCAGCUGCGGCGACGUUUCCAUCCGACAGAAACUUCAGAUGAGUCGGGAACGACUUUCGCAUUUGGGCUGGCACCGUCAGAUCCCGACUUUCCAUUUGACCUGGACAAGCUCCAAUGUGCGCUGCAUGUUCCAACGUCAUACCCGUCCGGCAGAAGACCCACUUUGAAGGUCGCCAAUCCUGAAAUGGAAAAGGCCUUUCAGGACAAUGUCUCACGAGGGUUUGAUGAUAUUGUGGACAGCACCCUGAGGACCGGUGGUCGUGGAACUUUGUUGACAUGGAUGAAUACCCUCGACCGCCACCUGGAGCGCCUACUCACUACGACGGAAAGGGGGCCGACUCUUAAGUUUGUUACGAAUGUCAACAACAAAGCAAAUGAAGCCCCGGCGACACGAGAGAUAGUGGGCAAACUGCAGUCCUUGCCCGUUCCGCUUGAAGGGGAUCGGAAAGUGACAGCCACGACUACUAAACCUAAACCGCCGGCUCGAGUGUUCUCUGCGGAGGAAAAAGCACAAGCCGAGAAGCGACGGGCCUUGGAGACGAGGCAGAUUGAAGCGCGCCUUGGUCGGUUACCACUAUUUCAGAAGUCGAAAGAUGAGCUCUCGUUUGUUAUUCCCAUUCAGCCGCCGAAGGCUGAGCGACUUCCGCCUUCUCUGCGGUCGGUCAAGACCGUUAAGCUAUUGGUUCCGAGUUUAUAUCCUCUCGAGCAUAGUGCUGUGGAACUGCGAAGCGUCGAUAGUAUAGAGGCGCGGGCUGUGGAAGCAGGAUUCGCGCAGUGGGUUACCAAAAACCUCAACCUCAACCUAAUGUCGCAGGUCAAUUAUUUGACAAGCAACAUGCACAACUUCGCGAAAACUCCCCUGGAAGAAGCGUCCGAUUUGGCUGCAGCUGGGCCUGGACUUGCAGAACCGGAAAUUAACGAGAGGCCACCGACUACUGGAGAUGUCCAACUGGGAGAUAAGCCUCACGUCCAUGUUGUCCCUCGGCCGCCCGAGUGGUCCGUGAAGGAGGGUGGCGAUGAGAGCGAAGGCACGGAUUUGUCGACAUCUGAGGAGUACUCUUCGGAUGAGGAAGACGAAGAAGGUGGAGCACCGGUCCCGAACCUCCCAGAAGCCACCCCAGAGCGUGGUGUUGCGAUUUCAUUCCCGUUCAUCGAGCUCUACGGAAUCGAACUUUUAGAUUUGGUGGGACUUUCUAUCACUGUCAAAUGUGAAAGAUGCAAGGAGCAGUUGGAUGUGAAGCAUGUGCCGCAAGUCAAAGACAAGGAUGACAAAUUGUCUCCGAAAAUUGAAUCCUGCAAGAAAUGCGCGAAUACGAUGAGCUUUGGUUUCCGCCGACAGUUGAUACAUUCACAUUCCAACCGUGCCGGAUACCUAGACUUGGAUGGCUGUAUCAUUGCCGACCUUCUUCCUAGUAGUUUUAUUCCUACCUGCGCGGAAUGCUCUACAUCUUUCCCUGCACCUGGUGUGGUGGCUGUCCGUGGAGAGAACGCAAUGGCUGGAUGUCGGCAAUGUCAUCGAAAGAUGGUUUUCAAACUCCCUGAGGUCAAGUUCUUGCGAGUAGGAACUGCAGCAUUCACCUCCCGAGACCAAGCUCCCCAGCGGAAGAAACCCAAGGAGGUUCUCGGCAUUGUUGCUGGACAGGAACUCCCCCGUCGUGGCCGUUGCAUGCACUAUGGCAAGAGCUUUCGCUGGUUCAGAUUUAGCUGCUGCGCAAAAGUGUUCCCUUGCGAUAAAUGCCACGAUGCAGCUGAAGACCACCCAAAUGAGCACGCAAAUCGCAUGAUUUGUGGUUUCUGCUCGCGGGAGCAAAUAUAUCGACCCGAGGACUGCGGAAUAUGCCGUGCGGUUCUUGUAGGCAAGGCCGGCAGCGGUUUCUGGGAAGGAGGAAAGGGCACUCGCAACAGGGUCUUGAUGAGUCGUAAAGAUCCCCGGAAGUUCAAGCGCCGUCCGGGCUCGACCCCAGGAGGCACAUCGAAGAAGAAGUAA